This is a messenger RNA of Leopardus geoffroyi (Geoffroy's cat), 6313 nucleotides long. Its product is annotated as formin-like protein 5. The transcript has 2 exons. The record is from RefSeq and is a predicted model, not a curated record. Lineage: Eukaryota; Metazoa; Chordata; Mammalia; Carnivora; Felidae. The coding region runs from base 231 to 1151 and encodes 306 amino acids.
GCUCCUCUGAUGGGCACGUUUGGCUGCGGUCCCACCGCAGACACCGUGGUGCCAAGACAGCCUGUGGGGCUCUGGACGGGAGGGAGGGACGUAGACACGCUUCUCUUGGGGCCUCACGGCUCCUCCAGGCGUGUCCCUCCACCCAUCCUCCCCACCCCUGCUGAGCGCCUGGGUUGGCCUUCAAGAGGAAACAACAGACACCCAAGGACGUUUGGGGACACCUUCCAAAAAUGGCGCAGAGUGGACCUGGCCCUGAGAGCCAGCAGGAUCCCAGCGGGAGGGGCCCGAGCACCGCAGCCAGAAGCACGGCCUCGCUGGGGACCCUGGGCUGUCCCCUCAAGCCCCCACACCGCCCAGUCCGCCCGCCCAGCCUUAUUCCUCGGUGCAGGGAGCGACCCCUGCCACCGGGACAGACAACUCUGCCGCUGCAUCUGAAACCGCAGGCCCUCGGGGCGGCGGGGGAGGCAGGGCUGAGGGGGUCACCCGCGCUGCCUCCUGCAAGCUGCCCGGCCACGCGACCCGUGUCCACGCCGAGAGCCGGCCACCCACCCGUGAGCCCCGCACGUCGUUACCUGUGCGGCCGCCUCCGUCCGCCUGCUCCCCGCCGAGUCCUCCGUGCCUCCUCUGCCCGGCGGCUGCCAGCGAUUUGCGGUGGGUUUUGUUUGCCAGUCCGGCCCCCGUGCCCACCGGUCCCCGGGAGGCGCCCCGCCCCGCCGCCCGUUCGUGGCAAGCGUCCACGUCCCCUUCCCUCCUGGCCCCCACGGUGCCAGCGCGGAGGCACCGGCAGGGACGGAGCCCGGCCAGCCUCCCGCAGCCGAGUGUCGCCAGGCGGCCGCUGCGGCUUUUCUUGUAUUUUAAACACACACACACACACACACUCUCGCACACGCACACACGCCGAGCCCCCCGCCCCUGACAACACGCAUCCCUUCUGUCGGGGAGCAGCCCCAGCCAAGAAAGCCGGGAGCGAGCAGAGCUGCGCCAGCGCGGAAGCCGGGCCCGGACUCAAGCCCCCCCCUCCCCGCCGCCUCCCUCCCACGGAACUCCUGUCCGCCCGGAGGGGGUCUCCUGACCAGGCGCCCCUCGUGGCCACACGCGGCCCCGGCCCGUCCCCGAGGGGAGCUGCUUGCCGAGCGCCGGCCGCCAGCUAGAUGGCCGAGGGCCUGGCCUUCUCGAGCCCACGGUCCACCACGGGCGGGGCCGCAGGGAAGGCGCCGGGUGGGUGCGCCUGGCCUCGUGGGAGUGGGGCCCUCGAUGCGCGAGACGGGCCGGCCUCCAGCCGAGAGGGGGCCGUGGACGCGGGGCCCCUUCCGUCCCCACGGCCCACGGGUUUGGCGGCCAGCAAGCGGCCCGGAGGGAGGGGAGACUCUGGCCCGGCUCUGGUGGCUGCUCAGGGCCAAGGUCACGCAGACGCGCUCCGCUGAGGCCUGAGUGCCCGUCUGGGCCAACGGCCGCCCGUCCUCGAGAAGCCUCCCUUAAGCCGUGUCUUUGGGCCCCGCCCUGCUUCUCUGUGUCUCCUUUUUCUCACCGCUGAUUUAAGGACUCGAUCGACGACUUCCACACCCUCGCUCUCCGGACGGACAAGGAGGAAGGGCCACUGCAGGAUGCCAGGUGGAGGCCCGGUCACCUCCAGGUGCAGGCUCCACCCGGAGACCUCUCUCCGUCCGGAACCUCCCUGCCUAAAGCUCUGCUCGUGGUGGGACAAGGCCCCUGCCUGCGUCUCCGGCUCUGGUGGCUGCUCUGGUUUCCUGCCCUCACCUCACAGCCCGUCAAGCCCAGCGGCCUGGGCUACAAGAGGUUCUGGAAGGAACGGCCCCUGAAGCCCUGCCCUCCUGCCGCCUCCUUGCGCUCACUCGGCUGUCCUCCACACACCUCUGGCUGCUUCUGGAAGAUUCUAGCAGCCUCUGCCGAGGUGCCAGCAGUUCCCGCUCCCCUCCCGCCCAGCGCCCCCUGCGCAUUGGAGGCUUGCUCGCCUGCCACCUUAGGGGCCUUCCCUGGCCACACCUGUGUUUUUAAUCGAAAAAUCCACAUAACGCACCAGUGGCCCUCGAAGCGACAGGAAACUGCACAGUUCAGGCCACCGCCUCUACCUGCUCCAGACACUUCCGUCCCCGCGAGCGGAGGCCCGCCCCAGCCCCAGCCCGCCGGCCCCCUUUCCGUCUGGAUUUGCCGGCUCCGGGUGGUUCACGUCGCAGAGCGUUGGAUUCGUGGCUUCUCUCUGGCACGGCCUUUGCAAGGCUCGUCCACGCCGUGGUCUGCAUCAGACCUUCCUGCCCUUUUUCGGGGCUCCUCGUUUCCUCCUUGCAGGGCGCAUCAGCGUCCUUCCACGUGGAGCAGGGCCUGACUCAGCGCUCCGUCCCCGGCACCCACGCCGGGCGUGGCAGGCACCCCACUCCAGUCCCACACCCCGCGGACGAGGACACAGCCCCUCACCCGCCGGGCUCUGCUCCCUGCCGCGUUUCCCCUCCAGCGUGUGAUGUGAUGGGGGCGGGGCGCACCCCCGAGGCUAGGGGACCUGGCGUCUGUGGCCACCGUGGCAGCUGCCGUGUUGUCCAGCCAGGUGACACCUGCAGGCUGGGUGUGGUUGUGGGAUCCAGGCCCGUGGCCCGUCUACGAACGUCCCUUUCUCGGUCCCCGUAGGAGGGAAGAUCGGGAGGGUCCAGAACAGCCUCUGAAAAUGAAAUGAGACGAGGUUGCGGGGACAGGUGUGGACGUAAGACCAGGCCUGUGGCACGGGGCAGGGCCGGGGAGGGCAGGCCGUCGGGAAGGCGGACCCGCGGCCACAGCCAGGGUGACCCCGAGCCCCGCCUCCUCAGGGUGCCUGUGUGCACAGCUGCGGAGGCUCGCGCCAUGCCUCCCCACCCCAAGCUCUCCUGGGGCUCCAGCUGUCACCCUGAUGGAUGGGCUGAGUCGGGGGACCCCGGCUGGGCCAGCGCCUCAUCCAUCACUGGGGGCUCCUGGCGGGCCGGCCGCAGCAGCUGCCUGAGUGGCCUGGUACGUGCCUUCAGUCCCUGUCACCCCAGCCUCUCCAGCCAGAGCGGGUCGGUGAAUGGCUGGGUCACACCUGCCCCCCUUGGCCCCCAGGACCCCGGCCGGGCGGCGCCUGGCGCUGUCUGGGCCGCGGGGUUUAUGGUGGUUCACCUGCCAGAGGGGCACUCCCAGGGCACCCUGGCUUGCCUGCUGCUCCCUGCACAGCCUCGCCUCUGCGGGUCACCCAGUCUGGGGCUGUCCUGUGGACGGAACCAGGGGGUGGGGGUGGGGGUGCUGUCUGGUGACCCCACGUGCAGAGACGUGUCAGCCGCCGGCCUUGGUCCAGACCCAGCUUCCCCAAGGUGCAGACUUUCACCUUCUGUGACCUUGCGUGCCUCAGUUUCCCCAGUGGAUAAUGUGCUCACAGGCUGGGUGAGGCCUCAGGGGAGCACUGGAUACAAAGGUGUGAGCAGUUGCUAGUGUGGGUGAAGCACGCUGUUUUUACAUUUGAGUGUCGGGUGGGCUUGUGGACCGUGGGAGCACGUGGUCUGAGUGUGUGUGGACCCACGAGGGGGCACGCCACGGAGGUGGUGUGUGCCUCAGCGGGUGAGUGGGCUGGAGGGCCCCUGGGUCAGCAGCCACGUGCUGGGUGAGGUGCUGGUGAGGUAUGGCUCCCCCAGAGCCUCGGGAUGCCCCCGUCUUUCCCACCCAGGCAGGACAGGAGCACUUGUGUUCAUUGGUGUCCUGGUUUGCCCUGGAAAACUUGAGGAGGUGUCGACGACAGGAAGCGGUAGAGACCGAUGUCAUCUCCUUUCCUGCCUUCCUGGAACACAUGCUGCCAGCUGCUGCCCCGGGGCCUUUGCACAUGCGGUCCUAGCAGCCGGGAAGACUCUUCCUCCAGGGAUCCACAUGGCUCGCCCCCUCACUCCUCCCGGUCUCUGCACCAGUGCCAAGUUUGCAGGGAGGGCUUCCCAGAGUGCACCUCCCACGUGGCCAGGCCCACGCCUCAGACCUGCUUCGCUUCCACUGUAAUGCUGCCCUCAUGUAGUCUGUCAAUUGGCUGUCUUCGCUGAUUGUCCCCCACUCAACGCCAGCUCCGUGGGGGCAGGGCCUUGUCCCGCCCGGCUGGAAAAUGGGCGGCAGGUGUUGCCUGAAGAGUCAGGGGAGGCCGUGCUCCUAGACAGGGUGGCUGGUCCCCACACACAGGGGGCUCCUCUGCCCUCACUGCCCCCAGCGGUGGCACCGGUGGGGGUGGGGAGGGGAGCUGCCCUCCGCCCUCCGUGGAGGCCUCCCCGUGGCUGCCUGGGGGCCCGCAGCACCGACCCCUGAAAUGAUGACGGGCCCGUCUGUGGGGCGCUUGCCGCGUUCCAGGCCCCCACCAGGUGGCCUUUACCUGUAGCCAGUCCUCCCGACAUCCAUUCCCCAGGGGGGCCGCCGCCUGGAGACAAGGGGCCCACAGCCUGACUCGGACACGCCCCCUGGGUGGGGCGUGUGUGCGCAUGCGAGCUGUUCUGCCGCGGGGUGCCGGGAAGCAGGCCCCCCCCCGUGGCACCCCAAAACGCUGCCUGCCGGUGUGUGCCGGUCUCCGUGGCGUGAAGGCCUCCCUGGGUGGCAGACGUCUCUGAGUGCGGAGUGGGGAAGAGCUGAGCGCCACCGCGUCCGCGGGCCGAGGGCACCUGCCUGCAGGCACCUGUGCCCCCGCGUGCGCGAUGGCGCGGGCCGGCUCUUCUCGAACGUCGACGUGAGUCUCCGAGCCUUAUUUUGUGCCCGCGGGCUUACGGUGCAAGGUUUCCACAUCACAGCGCUGCUGGGGUUGCGCGCAAGUAUUUAGGGGUGAGAGGCGUCGCGUCUGCAACUUACUCCCAGCGUUUGGAAACGUGUGUCCGCGUGGGCAGAAAGUGAUGAAAUGCAGUAAAACGAUACCAGUUGAGGAAACCGGGCGAAAGGGGAAGGGACGUUCCUUAUGUCAUUCCUCCACGUUUUCUGUAGGUUUGAAAUAAUUUCAGGACAAAAAGUUGUAAAGUAACGAACAGCCUCCCCCCCACCCCCACCCCGCCCAAAACAAGCGAUGGGCGACGUCCCGUGGACUUUCUCCUUUGUGGCACCGGAGUAAUGCAUCCGUGACCAUGUCUCCUAACGGGGGGGGGGGGGGGGGGCGGCCCGUGGGUCUCUGCGCCCCGUACUCAGCCCAAGCGCAGGGGAAGCUGGAUGUGGUCUCCCGCAUUCUCUCCGGCCCGUCAUCCUCGCGGCCACCGUGGGGGCAGCCGACCUUCCUCUCUUUCUGGGUUCUCUUGCUUUAUCUUUAUUUCACGUACUUCCUCUGGGUUGUUUUCUUUAUAGUUCGAGUUAAAUUCCAGCUACUUAACGUGCAACCUGACGUGGUUUUGGGGUAUACGGCCGACGUGGCACUCACAUGUGACACCUGGCCACGGGUGUCUUCUCACCUUGAUCUGGACGCCCUUCCUCCCGGGUUUACCAACGGCCAUGACCGUAAGUGCAAACAUGUAGAGAUUUCAUUAUGUUAGCGUUUAGACGUUUUGUGGUGGCAGUCUUGGCUUCCGUUUUGUCAGUUAGGUUAUGUCUUAAAUUCUAUCUGGGAAUUGGGACAACGCUUUAAUUGUGAAUCAUUUAUAUUGUGGUCUGUGAGUCCUGCCUGGGUAACGUCUGAGGCAUCCACCCGUCCCGGCUGUCCUGGCACCGAGGGGCUUCCCAGGACACGAGACCUGUAGUGCCGGGCAAACCGGGACCAGCUGGUCACCCUCCCCGAUGAGGAGGACCUUCCCCUGAAGAGUGAUUUGUUUUAGUACUUGUGACAAGGGAACUUGAAAAGAACCUGUUUCCUGAGUGUGGGGCACAGAGUUUAAAUUUAGACCUACUUAAUUAAUUUAAUCAAUGACCUUUCUCAGUUCCUCUCUAUUUUUUUUUUUUUUUUUUUUGCUAAUUUGAUUAGUCAAAAAUUCAGGAAAGUGUGCUAAAGUGUAGCCACUGCUACUGUAUCUGUCCAUUUUCACAUUUUUUUCAAGCCACGUUUGCCUGACAUAUUGCAGCAUUGUUACUUUUCGCAUAAAAGUUUAUUAUUGUAAAAUUGAUAAGCCUUUAGCAAGACUGACACAACAAAGACGAGAGAAGACGGAAACUGCCAACAUCAGACCCCGGGGCCCUUACAGAUGUCAUCAAGGAAUAUCACAGAAAACUUCUCGCUCAUGCCUUCGACACCUUGGAAGAAAUGGACCGGCUCCUUGAAAAGCACACACUAAGGGGCACCUGGGGACUCAGUCGUUAAGUGUCCAGCUUCAGCUUAGGUCAUGAUCUCACAGUUCAUCCGUUCGAGCCCCACGUUGGG